AAUCACUCCAAUCCACCUACCAAGAGCACGGCACUUUUCCAACUUCAACUCCACGAAUUGGAAUCAAAAUAAAAAGCAAUGGGCUAUACUGCAGCUUUUAUUCAAUGGGGAAUUUUAUUAGGAGGAUCUUAUUACCUCUACCAAAAGAUCACUGAGAAAUCUAAAAAGCCAUCUAAUGGAAAGAAUGAAUUGAAGUCCCGUAAGAAUGCUAAAGUCAAUAAAAAGAAAAAGAAGACCUCCAAGAUUACUUCGAAAGAAGAAGAGUUGGUAAAGGCUGACGAAAGUCAAAAGAAGGUUGAUCUUGAAAAGCCAACCAGUUUGCCAUCAGAAAGAGUGAAAACGGAAUCUAAAAAGCCGACUAAAACUGCUUAUAAUGGUGGAAAGAAAGAAGAAACCCUUUCUAGUCCUCCGCGCAAACAUCAAAUUGCUAAAGGAAAAGGGAAUGCUUCGAAGAAUGAUGAUCUUCAGAAUGACCAGAACAUCAGCUCUACUCCGGUAGUUUCAGCGAACCCGGUAAAACAAAAUGAACAUCCGGAAAAUUUUGAUAAUUCAUAUUCCGAUACACCAAAAUCAAAGGAAAAUGUAAAGGUGUUGCAAAUCCGCUCUUCGGAUUCUUGGAAUAAUGAUGAUGAUUUUGAUGAUGGCUUUCAAGUCGUCUCUAAAUCUAAAAAUGGAAGAAAGUCGAUAUCGACUUCAGUGCCCCAGACGAAAAAGCAACGUCAAAAUCAACAACGAAAAGAAAAAUUUAGAGAGUUGCAAGAAAUCGCUGAUCUUGAGCAGCGAAAAAAAUUAGCAGCCCACAGAAACGAAUUAGAAAUGAAUAUGAAACGGUCCAAAGUAGCUAGUCCAAACAGGUUUUCUCCCUCUUCCUUCGUAGCAGUUGGCCAAGCUGGUUCCUCUUCCAGCGCUCCGAGAUACGAUACACUCUGGUGAAUAUCCUUCUCCUUGCUACCCAUGAGAUUUAUAAUAGAUUAAUGAUCUUAUAAUGUAAUUUUUCUCAGUUGUGAUCAAUUUGGACUAGAAGCUUAUGAACGUUCGUCUGAUUGUACUAAUUCUGCAUAGACUUAAUUUUUAGAAACUGAGAUUUU
Schizosaccharomyces octosporus yFS286 is the source of this 1088-nucleotide messenger RNA. RefSeq lists its product as uncharacterized. NCBI's taxonomy places the organism in Eukaryota, Fungi, Ascomycota, Schizosaccharomycetes, Schizosaccharomycetales, Schizosaccharomycetaceae. The record is from RefSeq and is a predicted model, not a curated record. The coding region runs from base 79 to 933 and encodes 284 amino acids. The transcript has a single exon.